AUGCAUGAGUCACUGGUGUCCAGCUCACUGGGCUUGUCACAGUCAUCAGUGUCACGAAGACAGAGACGUCGUGAGUCUGCUGAUCUGGUCGACGAGAACGACCUGCCCGUCCAGCAAUCACUCAUCGAUGCCGUUCAGAGCUGUGGUUUGAUCAUGAACAGACAGCACAUCACCCUUGGACAGCGAUCAAAGUGGCUCAAUGCCAUAUCGAUUGCUAUCGACCUUGGCGAGCAAGACCAUAUCCUCAGCACCAUCCUCCAUUGUAUCACAUCAUACCCAUUCGUUGAUAAGUUGGACAUGGUUGCGAGAUACACUCGCACAAUUCCAACCCAUCAAGAUGACGACAACCUUGAGGUUGAGGAGGAUAUGAACGCACAGGCCGCCGUCAAUCCAUCACGUACUUUACAGUCAUUGGAUGAGGUGCCCACCGCCGUUGGUAACACUUCCAAUUGGUUCUACAACAACACCUACAACUCAUUGUUGCAGAUCAAUGCGGUAGAGGCACAUGACAACGGAUACGAUGGAAAGGGUGUCACUAUAUUGAUCACAGACACUGGCUUUGUUCUCACUCAUCAGGUGUUCCAGAACAUGACCAUCAAGGACACAAAGAACUUCGUCCUCAAUGGCACCAAGAAUGUCACCUCCACCAACCCCGCGCAGAACAGACAUGGCACUGCAACACUCUCAACAGUUGGUGGAUACUACCCUGGCAUCAUGGUCGGCCCCGCCUACAACGCAACCUAUUUGAUUGCCGCCACCGAGGACGCUGUUGGUGAGGACUAUAUCCAGGAGGAGGACAACUGGAUGGCGGCCAUGGAGUGGGGAGAGGAGAAUGGUGCCGAGCUGGUCACAAGCUCACUAGGCUACACGCUCUGGUACAAUUACUCUAACAUGAACGCUAGCUCCAGGAUAUCAAAGGCCGCCGACACUGCAUUUGACAAGGGCAUGGUGAUGGUGAACAGUGCUGGCAACGAUGGUGCCAAGGGAAUUGGUGCACCAGCCGACGGCAUCAAUGUGAUUGCUGUGGGCGCUAUCGAUAACAAGGGCAUGGUGACGUCCUUCUCAUCGCUCGGCCCAUCUGCAGACGGACGCAUUAAGCCCGAGAUCUCUGCUCUGGGUCUUCAGAACUUCAUCGCCGACCAGGCCUGCGAUACAUGCUACGCUCGUAUGUCUGGCACAAGUUUCUCGUGUCCGCUGACCGCCGGUGCCAUUGCAUUGAUCAUGCAACGCAACCCAUUGUGGACGCCAACACAAGUUCGCACGGCAGUGCUCUCGACCGGCUCCAACUCGACCGCGGCCAAUCUAAAGACUGGCUACGGCAUACUCAACACAUGGUUGGCAUCCAACUACAUUCAAAAGAUCAGCGCCAGUGCCAAUUGCUCCACGGUCAAGUGCUCCGGACAUGGAGGUUGCUACAAUUAUGAAUGCUACUGCUCGCCCAACUACUACGGCCAGUUCUGCCAGUUCCCCCGAGUUGGAUGUGCCGCCCCAUGCAUCCAACGUGGAGGUCAUUGUGCCAAGGACGUCUACGGAUUCGUCUACGUCUGUGCUCAAUUCGAGGAUACCAUCAUCAAUGAUACAUUGACUGUUGAUAUCGCUAACAAGUAUUGUGAUGGAGUGAUUGAUCGAUGUGGAGUAUGUGGAGGACCUGGAAACGAAUGUCCAGAGAAGGCAAAGGAUAGUAAAAACAAGAAGAUAAUAGUUGGUGCGGCACUGAUCACUUUGGGUGUAUUGGUACUCAUCACUGGAGUGAUCUACUUUGUCAGGAGACGUCGUCAGUACUCACGAGAGGAGGAGUCUGAGCGUUUCUUAAGACUUCCAUUAAGCGAGCAAUAA
This is a messenger RNA of Acytostelium subglobosum LB1, 1836 nucleotides long. RefSeq lists its product as hypothetical. Bases 1 to 1836 code for a protein of 611 amino acids. Gene Ontology annotation, cellular component: cytosol. Gene Ontology annotation, molecular function: tripeptidyl-peptidase activity; serine-type endopeptidase activity. Gene Ontology annotation, biological process: proteolysis. The transcript has 2 exons. The record is from RefSeq and is a predicted model, not a curated record. Lineage: Eukaryota; Evosea; Eumycetozoa; Acytosteliales; Acytosteliaceae.